Messenger RNA from Larimichthys crocea (large yellow croaker), 3873 nucleotides. RefSeq names its product solute carrier family 45 member 3 (gene slc45a3). Gene Ontology annotation, biological process: transmembrane transport. The transcript has 9 exons. Gene Ontology annotation, cellular component: membrane. Lineage: Eukaryota; Metazoa; Chordata; Actinopteri; Sciaenidae. Bases 645 to 2294 code for a protein of 549 amino acids. Gene Ontology annotation, molecular function: sucrose:proton symporter activity. The record is from RefSeq and is a predicted model, not a curated record.
CAUAAUGUGUGACCAAACCCUCACACUGUCAUAGGACAACUGGCAUGCUAUAAUGAGACAUGAGGCCCGCCCACAUGCUCCACAGAAAGCAUGAUGGAAAAACCCGGUCAUUUACUCUCCAGAAAGAGCCAGCAGAACGUCCUCACCUGUAGGCUGGAGGUUGUGUCCUCCUGUCAUCAUGGAAUAAGACAUGCUGCCACACACCGCUGAGCUUUGGAGGGAAGAUGUCAUUACACUGGAAAAAACUCCCAGGAAGUUGAAAUGCCUCCUAACUCUACUUCUUUCUUCUACCAUCAAUUGCAACUGUGUUUUUCUCUGUCUAAACUCCACAGGAAGACAUCGCGCAGGCAGAAGAACAAUGCCUACAGCCAACAAAAAUAAUCUUGAAAAUUAAGAAAGUUCUCUUCCUCUGAAGUUGAAAUCUCUUACACGGCACAUCAUGACAUGGAAAUAUUCCAAAACUGACAACCAGCCAAGACCCCUCUGGGAAGACCUUUUAUUCAUCAGUUGUGUUGACAUGUACCAGUUAUUUCAUAUCAGGACUAAAUACUGGGCACAGCAAAGAUAUUCCAUUCAAACAAGACAAUAAAAAAAGAAAAGAAAACAGGAGCAGUUCAAAAGGAGACAGAGUGAAAAAACCAAAGAUGCAGGCAGAAAAGUCAUCACCUGGCCUGGUCUGGAGGUUGUUGAUGGUGAACACUUUAUCAUGUGGUCUGGAGGCAUGCAUGGCUGCAGGAACUGUCUACAUCCCACCUCUGCUGCUGCAGGCUGGCAUGGAGGAACGCUACAUGACUAUGGUGCUCGCGGUGGGUCCAGUUCUGGGUUUGAUCUUUAUACCCAUGAUUGGCUCAGCUAGUGAUUCGCGACAAGGCCGUUUUGGUUGUCGCCGGCCGUUUAUCUGGAUGCUGGGCCUGGGAGUUUUACUCAGCUUGCAAGUCAUACCACAGGCCUGGCGAUUAGCUGCCCUGAUGUCCCCACAUCACCCUCACUGGCUGGAAGCUGCCCUGCAGGCUGGAGCUGUGUGUCUGAUGGACUUCUGUGGACAGGCCUGUCUAACCCUGCUGUUGGCACUGCUGUCAGACCUGUUCCCCAUGGAGGAGGAGAAUCGCAAAGCAUUCUCAGUUAAUUCCCUGAUGAUUAGCCUGGGGGGAUGCCUGGGUUUCUUCCUCCCUGCUGUCGACUGGAGUCAAGUACCCAUAGCAACAUACCUGGGUGGGCAGGAGGCCUUCGUUUACGCCCUGCUCACCUCCCUCUUCCUCAGCUGCGUCCUCACCACCGCCUUUAUCCCAGAGAAGACCAGAACCGGGGGAGGAGAGAGAAAGACUAGCCCUUUGAAGAGCGUGAACAGCAGAUGCUUCCCUCACUUGUUCUUGCCCCGGCCUCAGUGUUUCCUUGUCACACUGAGCCGAUGUGCAUCAGCAUGUAUGUCAGUAUUACCUCGUGCAUAUAGAGCGUGUAAGCGUGUGCCUGCAGUCAUAUGGAGGCUGUUUGUGGCGGAGACGUGCAGCUGGAUGGCACUAACAAGCAUCAUGCUCUUCUUUGCCGACUUUAUUGGGGAAGGAUUGUACCAGGGAGUGCCAAGUGCAGAGCCACACUCACAGGAAAGAAAACACUAUGAUGAAGGUGUACGUGUGGCCAGUCUGGGUCUCUUCCUACAGUGUGUGGUGUCGGUGCUGUGCUCGGUGCUAAUGGACUUCUGGGUUGCUCUGCUGGGAGCCAGGGUGGUGUACAUCAGCGGUAUAGCUCUGUUGGUGCUUGCCACCAUCGUCAUGAGUGUCUCAGAAAGUGUGAUAACGGUCACUGUCAUGGUGGCUGUGACAGGAUACUCACUCUGUGUACUUCAGGUCUUGCCAUACACCCUACUGUGUCUCUAUCACUCAAAUAGACAAGCUUUUUUCACUUCAUCCAAGUCCAGACCUCCUCAGCUCAGUGAAAGUGACAAACCCCUCCUCACCUGUGGUCCAGCCACUCCUCAUGCUCAAGACACAGGGCGACUGAAUUUAUCCAGGACAGAUCCCUCUGUUGGAUCGCCCCAUGUUUCACUGUUUGAGGGUGGAGGCAACAGAGUUGACACAGACUGUGCACCGGUCUCACAGAGAGGGAUGUGUUUUGACAUGGCAAUUCUGGACAGCGCCUACCUGCUCUCACAGGUGCUGCCGGCAAUGUGCCUUGGCUCGAUAGUACAGCUGGCUAACAGUGUGAGGGCUUACAUGGCCUCUGCCUGCUGCUUCAGCUUGCUGGCUUUUCUCUGCUCCACCAAGGUUGUCUACAGUCGCGCUGACCUCGAACACUGAGCAUAUAGUCCUAGCUCAGCACAACCUCUCAUCAUUCCUUUUUUUAAUUAUUUGUAUUGUAUUUUUAUGUGCAUUCUUUAAUGUCUUCUGUCUGCUGGUGUCAUAUACUGUGUCAACAGGUCUAUUAUCUAUCUGAAGUGGUUGCAGUGACUGUGUUCUUGAGGGUUUACAGAUGUUCAGGGACCUGUGUAGACAUAAAGCAGUUCUUAAUGAUCUGUGUUGCACAUCCACUUGCCAAACAUAGAAUCAGCUGAAGGCAGCACAUUGUCAUCAGCUUGGCUUUCAUCACAGUCAAAGCAAUUUAUUGUGGGUAAAAUCAAACAGUGUGCAAAAACUAUGUUCGUGUAUGAAAUCAGUUUGGGAUUUUUUAUUUAUUUAUUCUUGUAUAGGCAAUGAUAGGAAGCAAUAUCCUGCUGUGUACUGUUGCUAAGAAACCACACUGGAGUCUUGACACUCCUUGUGUGGUGCAUUAUGCUGCAAUCUCCUCAUCCAUAUGCUCUGUUUGGCUUCUAUGGAGGAUCAGUUACUGCCAGCAUGUAAUAACUAAAUGAAGCUAAUUAUCCAAUGGAAAAUUAGAUAAAUGCAAUGGAAAUUGUUUUUAUAAUAAUUGAAGCUAUACCGUUCCACUCAGGUGUCUAAUUGUUCAGAGUUAUACUGGUUAUUCAUGAAGUAGGUCAAUGCCUACGAUAUCAUUUUAGAAUUAUCUCUCCACACCCUGACCUAUUAUUGCUCCACUUUGUAUAAUAUGUCAACAUCUCAGGGACAAUGUUGACUUUUCAAAGUUUACAGUGUAUCUGUCAGAUUUUUUCUUAUCUAGAAUGAGUCUCUGGGUGCCUACCUAGGCACUGAUCUCAUUGAAGUUACUUGGAAAUGCUGCAUUUGAGAGAAACCUUUUCAUUUUAUACACGUUUUACUCUGUAAAAGCAGCUGUUUCUGGUGUGCGUCUUCUGAGGAGCUGCUAAACUAUAAACUGUGAAUGUGUGUGUGUGUGUGUGUGUGUGUGUGUGUGUGUGUGUGUGUGUGUGUGUGUGUGUGUGUGUGUGUGUGUGAAGAACAGAGGACCUAAAGAUAUGAUAAUCACAUGUUCAUGUGUUUAGUGUGGAGUUAGAGCCAGCUUGACUUUGCAUUGCAUUGAAACAGUUAACUUAGCACCCAAAAGUCAAGUUGUAUCUUGUUGGUUCAAUCCCUAUCGGACAUAUCAUCUAACAUCAAGAAAGAGAAUACGUUUCCCAGCAUGCUGAAGUAUGCCUGGAAGGAAGGGAGUCUUGUUUUAAUCUCACCAUAAACUUUAAUCAACCUAUAGGUAAUUCAAUAGGAGUGAUAUUAUGUAAUGAUAACAAGUGUAUUUCUUUGUUUACUGAGGCCUCUUAGAAACAAUUUUACUCAUUCAUGAAUUCAUGCAUUUUUAACCUUUUUUUAAGAAAAACUAAAAAAAAAAAAAUCUAAACUGAGGUUAAAAAAAUGCAUGUCUAGUUUUUGCCUGUUAAUAUGCAAAUGGACAAUUAUUACUGCACUGUAUUCAGGUACAAGCUUGCACUUCUUUUAGUUUUAACAGAACUUCAUCUGAGUGACCCCCCCC